GUAGAAAGUCUAGUGUAAGUUUUCUCACAGUCAUUAUCGACUCAACAAAUUGAUAGAAAACAAAAACUCCAGCGGCUGUACCGAGUCGUUGAUUGGUAUUUUUUAGCUUUUCUUUUUUGUAAGGUAAAUAUUUGGGUUCCAUUGUUUAAAGAUAAUUGGCAAAAUAAAAACAAAAAAUAAACUGCCGGGAUGUCUGUUCAUUUCGAUGAAAGAAGCGGUGUGAUUCCUUGUAAAACGCCAUGGGGUCUGUGGUACCAAACCAUGGAGGACCUGUAUAUUGAAGUUAAUGUCCCGCCAGGAACCUCUUCCAAAGAAAUCAAAUGUAAUCUGGGAAGCAAACAGAUAUCACUUUCUGUGAAAGGACAAGAAAUCUUCAAGGGGAAACUAUUCGGCUCAACUAUUGAAGAUGAAGCAACCUGGACGUUAGAGGAUAAGAAGCUUAUCCGCAUUUUUUUAAUGAAGACCAAUCGAGAGGCAGGUAACUGCUGGACGUCGCUUUUAGAAGGGGAGUAUUGUGCAGACCCAUGGGUUCAGGAACAGAUGCAGAAGAAGCUCACACUAGAGAGAUUCCAGAGAGAGAAUCCUGGUUUCGACUUCAGCGGUGCCGAUAUUUCUGGGAACUAUGCUGGAGGUGGACCUGAUUUUUCUAAUUUAGGAAAAUAGUUAUUUUUUUAAUGGAGUAAGAAUCAAGACUGACAAUUGUUGCCUCUCCAUUAUUUUAACAACAAACCCCACCUGCAACUCCAAGUCCCAGUCUAGGACACUGUAUGGACACUGGGUAACUUGAAGCUUUAAAACAUGUUUCACAAACUAACUAAUCUACAGCACAAAGAUGAAUGGUGACAGAUGUAGAUGCUUUCUUUUGCCUCUUUGAGUGUAGGUGUCAUUAAACAGACAGCUUCAGAAGACAUUAAAGCAAAAUUAUUAGCAACGCUAGCCUGCCUCUGUGGUUUUUGGGUCUCAUGUUUCUGUUGGUGCCAGAAUAUCAUUGCAACUACAGAUAAGCCCACUUCUUUGUGUUGACCCACAGGUUUUUAAACUGUGUUUUAUUUUACCGAUCCACCCGAGUUUCGGUAAAUGUGUGGCUCAGCAUGUGUUAUUAAAUGUGUUUUACACUGGAAAUUGACCUAAACUACCUUCAGAGGAAAACUAAUUACAGAUGCGAUUUCCAACCCCAUUAUGGAGCAAAGAAAAAGAUAUGGAAGUUAAUAAAGAUUAAGCUUGUAGUAAUUUACUUUUAGUUAACAGGUUUAAAAUUUUGCAUUUUAUCUGAAAGAUGUCUUGCACUUUAAUUGGUACAAAGACUAAUUUAGUUUUUUGCAUGGUCAGAUUUAUGUCUACUCUGAAAUAAACAGAUGUUUAGAAAAGCAGAACCAAACAGUACUGUUAGCAGGGAGUCAGUCUAUCAAUCUAACAUCCCUGCAGCGCAGUACUGAAUCUUCCCAGUACUAUUCCAAAGUCAGUAACCCAGAAGAACAGCAGGGAGUUGCAGGCAAGUUCAGGAAAGUACAACAUGCGCAGAUUGAGUUGACCUGGUUUGUAUUUGUAAUGUUCUCACUGUAUCAGUUUAUUAUGUUUGGUUUAUAGUCAAUGUUUUCUUCUGAAAGAAUACCAUUUUACAAUCAGUGUUUCUUAAAUGUAUAAUGUUGUGCUGGUAUACUUCGGUUGAAUAGAGGAUCAUACCACUUCCUGCACAAGUGGCUUCAGGAUACAGAUGUGGAAUAUAACUGGUGAGAACCAAGGAUUUAAAACAUUAAACUGUUACACUAGCUGCUCAUUGUAUAGGGACCCUUUUCAGAGUUAAACCACACAGGCCUGCAGUAGUUCUUGCAUUUUAAACAUUUUACCAGGAAAAAAAAAAAAACCACUACUAUCAAAAGUAUUUCCAUGAGCUUCCUGGUGAAAUAUUUGAUCGAGUGACCUUGAGACCAACUCUUAACCAAUUGGUAUUGGAGUGUCUUGAGUUAUGCUAUAGCCUACAUGCAUCUCCUUUAGCUGCGCAUGUUAAUGAAAAAAGAGCUCUUUUCACUGACCAGUAACUGCUUCUGUGGUGCCCCGGAUAAUUCUGUUUUGUAGCCAAAGCCAUCGGCACAAUUUUUUUUUUUUUUUUUUUUUUUUUUUUUUUUUUAAGAAUCAUAUCCAAGUGUUUAAACAUCUUUUCAGAUGUCAAAUUAUUUCCUAUAGGUCAGGCAUGAUCCAGUUUCAUUUAAAAAUGCUUGGAGAUAUGAUGAAAUUCCAUUUAGGUAUCACAAUUGUUCAUAUAAAAGAGUCAAAGAAACAAUCAAGGGGUCACAUUUCAAUAUUUUUAUUGAAAGGUCACACUUAACAAAACACACUGUUCACAAGUUCCACAAGUCUGCCACAAUUCUCAGAAUUCAACAUUGCACCGCUUUCUAAAUGAGCAAGACACCAGCUUUCAAUUGUUUCAAUUGUUCUUAGAGAAAAAUUGUAUAUUUAAAAGGAACUCUGGAAUUUCCGAAAGAUUACGGCACAACAAAAGCAUACAGAACAUUUCAGUUUCAUGCUUUUGUGGGUGUACACCUUAAUCCUCAGAACGCUCUUCAUUUCAGUAGAACCCACAAGAAAUGCAAUUUAAAGGCCACAGCAUACUUUAAAGUGGUCUUUCAAUACUGUGAUAUUUUAAAAAUACUGUGCCAACAAUUCCAGAUCCUUCAAAUAUAUAAAAAUACUAAAAAGAAAUGUAAAUAGCUCAAUUACAGUUUUGGAAAACAAACUAACUUGAUUGUAAAACCAGGUUUCACAAAGUAUUUUAUUGAGUGCGAUACAAAAUGGCUUUGACCAAUUUCUGGGUAAACCAAUUUACUGUUCAUCAUUCUACCCUAAACAAAAAGGCAAAAAAAGGGAAAGUUCAGAGAGAUACUGCCUUUAAAUGUAGCUAAACUUUUAAAUGUUAAUACAGUAUUAAUUGCAAUAAUAAUCUAAAUAAAUGUAUGCCUCUAAUUUUAAAUUUGAUGCUGGUAAUGUAGGGGACAAGAAAAAAAAAAUAUAUAAAACGCUAGGCUAGUCUGGUGACUACCGUGAUCUAGAUCAGCGUUUAAAUAUGAGCUUUAGAGGCAUCACUGCACCUCAACAUAAGCAGUAUGAUGAUAAUACUUAAGAACAUGGAAAACAAAACAUACACUGAAAACAAAACAUGUUAACUGAAUAGGCGAGUCGGACUGUACAGAAACAAGACCGGAUCCAUAACAGGCCCUUAACAUUUUAGGUGAUUUAAAGGUUGUGUUUUUUCAUGUUAAAUACAGGUGCUAUUGUUUAAGCCACGCCUACAGCUUGAAAAACAUGUAGUGUAGGAAAUAAGAGAAAACAGGUUGUCAAAUUACUGGGACACCAAGAAGAAAACGUUUGAGCCGAUGUCACUGCUCUGUGCCCCUCAUUACACCACUCUGAGUGGAUUAUUUCAUCUGCUGUAAGGAUCACCAUUUAAUACCUUACAUUGUUAUCUUACUUAAAAGAUAAAACUCAAACUAUAACCUUGGGUAGGAGUGUGUAUUAGGAUUGCUCAGCUACCUAGGGUGGAAGUUUAAGGGUUUUGGGUUCAAUUUUCUUGGUUUCCGAUUUUCUUAUCAUUUAGCUCACAAAACCCUUCUUCCUCCUCUUCCACAUAGUGGACUGAGGACCUAGGUGGUUCAUAACUUUACUGCUUAAACCCUCACCAGUGCCAAAAGCGAUGUUACCAAGAACCAUGGCACCGAUUAAAAGUGAAAACAUACACAAAAAUAAAAGCCUUCAAAAUCAGAGAAACAAAAGAACAAGGCUGAAUAAAUAUGCUACAAAUAAAAAAAAUUAAAUCUGUCCCAAUAGUCUAUUUUAUUGAUCUAAAACUGCAGCGGAUCAUAACAACGCCACUCACUGUCAGAACUGCUCGAUAGCAGACCUUGUGACUGUACUUUAUGAUUUUAUUAAAAAGGGGUCAAUCAUAAAUCGCCAUUGGGCGGAAAAACAUCUGUUGAACUAUUGCAUUAUAUAGAAAUGACAGUGGCAUUUAGAUCUGCUGCAAUGUAGAUCAUGAAGCAAUAAACCCCAGUAAUAAAUCACACAUUUUAAAAAAGCAAGCAAGACCUUAAAUACUACAUCAUACUUUGAGAAAUACUUCAUCCAUUUACUGCCAUGCUCUUUUUUUUUUUAAACUAAAACCAACCUUGUUCUUCAAUUUACACAUAAUAAAGGCUUUACAUUUAAACAGCGAGCUUCUUCAAAAAUUAUAUCUUAGAGGCUAUUACCAGAGAACAGGCUUAGUUUUUUCAUGUUUAAGCUUAUAUUCAUCCUCAUAUACCACAGCUCAUGCUUAGCCCUUUAGUGGUAGUAGCCAAUGUGUAGCAUAAUACAAUAAUACUCAAAGUGCAAAUACUGCAAAAAAAAAAAAAAGGGGGACAAACCAGUUUAAAUUUCAGGUCACUUCCAUGUCCACAAACAACUUUAGGAAGUAACUUUAAAGGUUUGAAAU
This is a messenger RNA of Polyodon spathula (Mississippi paddlefish), 4465 nucleotides long. RefSeq names its product NudC domain containing 2 (gene nudcd2). Lineage: Eukaryota; Metazoa; Chordata; Actinopteri; Acipenseriformes; Polyodontidae. Gene Ontology annotation, cellular component: cytoplasm. The record is from RefSeq and is a predicted model, not a curated record. Gene Ontology annotation, biological process: protein folding. The transcript has 4 exons. Bases 190 to 663 code for a protein of 157 amino acids.